Molecule: messenger RNA, 4747 nt
Organism: Schistocerca americana (American grasshopper)
Lineage: Eukaryota; Metazoa; Arthropoda; Insecta; Orthoptera; Acrididae
Exons: 29
Coding region: 743-4249 (1168 amino acids)
Biological process (GO): regulation of transcription by RNA polymerase II
Cellular component (GO): chromosome
Molecular function (GO): chromatin insulator sequence binding
Source: RefSeq, a predicted model, not a curated record
CUGGCAACAGCUGUGAAUUUUUUUAAUUUUUGUAUUGAUUUGGUCCUCAUCCUCUUAAUCAGAUUAUGGUUCCUACGGUCUGUUGAAGCGAUUUUGGGUGACAAAUCAUACAGUGCUUCAGUCGUAAGUUUUGUUAGGCGUCCGUCGCUGUUUGACGUGUGUGUCCCGGUAACUGAUAAAGACUUCAGUGGGAAGCUGAAAAAAAGAAGAAAAUAAAACCACAGAAACGGGGAACGGGCCCGACGCGGUUGCAUCUGUGCCUGCGAACUUUUAUUGCAUAUGAUGACCUCUCCCACAGAACUAACAACUUCGUGAUAAGUGCUCCUGUGUAAAGUGCUAAUAAAAAGUGUGUUGAACGAAACAUGAAGCAAGGCAUUAGUUUCUCCGAAGGUUACGUACAUGCUUACACGAGAUUGAUUAUGCGAGAAGAUAACAUUAAGUCAACACUGUGUCUUCAAACUCCAUGUUGCUGGCUGUUUCCUUAGCGUGCGAGUCGAAGCUCUCGGUAUCUGGGUCUUCGACCGCCGAGCUCUCCGGCAGAUCCGUCGGCUGGUGUGAUGCCCGGCACGGGGAGUGUCGGGCGGUGGCAGCGGCUCGUCCGAGGCCGUCACGGACCUCGCGGCCUCUCCAGUGGGUAAUCCAGGAAGUCUGACCCGACGCCACUGCUGCUGGCGGAAAGCGACGGCCAACUGCAUCCGUCUUGGAGGAACACACAACCGGCACGAGGAAGACGGACUCUGCCAUGUCGACGGGACCACUGGCCCGCGGUGACGAGGCGGAGGGGCUGAAGACGCACAUCUCGACAGCGCUCGGAGGACUGCUCGACCGAGCCCUCAACAACCAGCCGGAGAAGGGACUCGGCCCAGGUGGCUCCGUCCAUCUCGACCGGCCACCGCCUACCCGGUCGAACUCGGCGUACACCUCGGAGCUGGCCAAGCAGGUGCACCGGCUGAUCACGAAGCCGUCCCCGGCGAGGCUGGUGCUGCUCCGUGCGACCGAGCGCGCGACCGGCGUGCCUGACGCGCAGCCGUACUACACCUGCUUCUACUGCGAGUGCCGGUUCGAGCAGCAGAGCACUCGCAACAGGCACAUGGGUCGGGCGCACAGGAGCGAGAUGAUCUGCUCCAGGUUGAAGCGGGAGAAGCCGGAGGAUGACCCGGACGACGUGGCCGUCGCAGUCGAGUCCGACAACAGUUGGCGUGAACCGAACAACACCAUUUGGAUGCCCGGCGUGCCGGCCGGAGACACGGGAGCUGAUGGCGAUUUCCUCUGCCCAGAGACGAAGCCUCCGGCAGUGGGGUCUCCGGCCUCAGAGUACCCCCUCGGAUCCGGCGGCUGGCAGGAGACGAACGGCACGGGAGCGGUAGGUGCCGGCAGGGGCUCACCGGGGUCCGCUGCGCCCUCGGCUUCGGCAGUGCACGUCACGGAGUGGCAACCGGCCAGCACGACGACAGCAGUCUCUGCCACGUCGACAGAACAGCUUGGCCGCAGUGACCGGUCGACGGGGCUGAAAACGCAGAUUUCGACAGCUCUCGGAGGGCUCCUCGACCGAGCCCUCAACAACCGGCUGGAGAGGGGACUCAGCCCGGGCCUCAACCGACAGACGCCGAGCCAGCUGCAGGAGCAGACGACGCACCGCCCCGCGCCCACCUCCACGACGGGAGGGUCGUCGACGGGCCGGUGGCGACGUGUGUACAACACAGAGCUGGCGAAAAAAGUGCGACAGCAGCUGAUGCCGAUAUCUUCCCGCAAGUUUCCGGUCCGACGGCGUGCAGCUGUGGGCGCUGCCGGCAACUCCGACUCUCACCGCUACGCCUGCUUAUACUGCGAGAGCCGGUUCGACCAGCAGCUCAAUCACCAGGCGCACAUGAUACAGGCGCACAAGGACGAGAUGAUCUCCACCAAGCCGAAGCGUGUGAAGCCCGAGAACGACCCGGGCGACGCGUCUGCCGGUGAAGACUCCGACCACAGUUGGCGUGAACCGAGCCCCACCUGUUUGAUGGCAGACGCACCCUGCGGAGACACGGGAGGUGACGGCAGUUUCAUCUGCUCAGAGUCGACAUCUUCGGCCCUCGAGUGCCCCGGCGAAUCGGACGUCCGUUCGGAGACGGACGGUGCAGGAGUGGCGGGUGGCGGCAGUGGGCCGUCAGAGUGCGCCGAGACUGCGUCACCGGACGCGACUGCCGACUCGUCACGCGUGCUGACCUGCCCGCACUGCCUCAGACUGCUGGCGGGGAAGGACGCUCUGGCGGCACACGUCGCCGAGGAGCACCCGGCCAGCAUGACGACAGGCUCCACCACGUCGACGGGACAGCCGGGCGGUAGCGACCAGUCGUUGGGGCUGAAGACGCAGAUUUCGACGGCUUUUGGUGGAUUGCUGGACCGAGCCCUCAACAACCGGCUGGAGAAGGGAGUCGGGCCGAGUGACCACCUCCACAGCGUCGACGGGCCGAUGCCGAGCCAGCUGCGAGAGCAGACUACUUAUUGCCCCGCGUCCUCCUCCGCGUCGGAAAUGUCAGCGACGGGCCGGUGGCAUCGUGUGUACGACACCGAGCUGGCGAAAAAGGUGCGGCAGCAGCUGACGUCCCAACCUCCCCAGCGCGCGGUAGAUGGCUCUGCCAAAAACUCUGACUCGCAUCGCUUCGCCUGCUCGUACUGCGAGAGCCGGUUUCAGCAACUGAGCACUUACAACAGACACCUACUGCACGCGCACAGGAGUGAAAUGAGCUGCUCCUGGUUGAAGCAGGAACAGCCCGAGGACGACCCGGGUGACGUGUCUGCCGGUGAAAACUCUAAUCGCAAGUCCACACUUUCGGCCCCCGAGUGCCCUGGCGAAUCGGACGGCCGGCCGGAGACAUGCGGCGCAGGAGCAGCAGGUGACGGCGGUGGCUCGUCGGAGUCCACCGCGGCUGCCGAGGCCUCGGCUCCGGACGAGACUGCCGACUCGUCACACGGGCCGGCCUGUCCGCACUGCCGCAUACUGCUGGCGGGGAAGGACGCACUGGCGACACACGUUGCCGAGGAGCACCCGGCCAGUGUGGCGACAGACGACUCCGCCGAGUCGACGGUGACGCCGGGCUGCGGUGACGAUUCGAUAGGGCUGAAGACGCACAUUUCGUCAGCUCUGGGAGGUCUGCUGGACCGGGCCCUCGACAACUGGCCGGAGAGGGGACUCGGCCUAGGUGGCUCUGCCCACCUCUCCAGCCCCGACCGGCCGACGCCGAGCCACCGGGGACCCGCCGGACAGACCCAGCCGCGCAAGGCCGACUCGCAGCGCUACGCCUGCUUCUACUGCGAGUGCCGGUUCGAAAACCUGAGCGCUCACAAGUGGCACACGAUUCACACGCACACGAACGAAAUGAUCUCCUCCGAGUCGAAGGGAGUGAAGCCCGAGGACGACCCGGCUGACGCGUCUGCCAGUGAAGACUCCAACUACAGUUGGCGUGACCUGAGCCCCACCAUUUGGACAUCGGACACACCUGCCAGAGGCACGGGAGGUGAUGGCGAUUUCAUCUGCUCAGAUUGCGGCAUCACCUUCAGAACUCUGCUGGAAGUAGAUGCACACCGCGAAGCGGAGCACGGUCGGCCCGAGUUCCCACCGCGAGAUUCGGGAGCCGCGCGGGAUACAGUCCGCGACGGCUGCACGGAGGGAGACGCCGAAUCUGGUUGGGCCGCUCCUGCCUCUCCGCCCGAGGGAGACCUCGUAGAGCGGCAGGUGACGGAGACGCACGUGCAGGACACGCGGGCCGCUUUCGACCUGACAGUGGUGGAAGCUGACCCACUCGUGCCUCCACAGCAAGAGAUUGAGACCAUAUUCGUCAAGGAAGAGACUUCGUUUCUGCACGAAUGGGAGUCACCUGACGGCCUCAGUAUUGCACGGGAUCCCCUGAGCUUCGAGGAAGAGGUUGAGGGACCUACCGAUGAUCUGAUUCCUAUUUGUGAUCUGCAGACCAUUAAGACAGAGGUUGUUGAAGAUCCAUUAGCAGUCUCGGGGCUCAUCGACUGUAUUAAUGAGGAUCAAGAAUUAGGUUUAGGAACGGAUACAACUGACGAAGAGGCAGCCACCAGAGGGCAUACUUCAGCUAUUACACGUACCACCGUCCCGACUUCGACCGGCCCGUCGGUCUCCGAGAUCGGCGGCGUCGGAUGUGACGCCCCCGACUCGACCCACCUCGGCUCGGCACCGGACGCGGGUACCGGUGACGGGCGACACUACUGCUCCGGCCUCGACGUCCGGUGGCAAUUCUGACAGUGGUAACGGCGCCACCGAUACUUGUAGAGGGGGAACCGUCACGGGCAGUGUCGAAAAUGGUUCGGGAGAGGAGCGGCACUGUGGCGGUGCCGGCUCGCCCGGUGCUGCCCACGUGAAGCCGCCAUUUUCCUAUGCGGAGCUCAUCGCGACGGCCAUAACCCAUUCGCCUCUCAGGAGGGCGACGCUGUCGGAGAUCAACGCCUACAUCGUGAGUCGCUUUCCCUACUACGAGCACAAGAAAGGCUGGCAGAACUCGAUUCGCUACAACCUCUCGCUGCACAGGUGCUUCGUCAAAGUGCCGCCGGAGGGCGGCAACAGCAGAGGCAACUGCCGGAGUGGCUACCGCAAAGGCAACUACUGGAUGCUCGGUCUAUUCAACCUUCUGAUGGGAAUGACAGUGCUUCAUUUGAAGAAAGUAAUCACCAAGAUGUGGCACCUGAUGAUGUGGUUGUGGAGCAAGAGAAGCCAACACCCUUCAUCAGUUGUAAUGUUCCG